AUGUGCCAUUACAACUUUCCAGUGAUUUCAAAUAUCAAUCAUUUUUCACAUUUGACAGCCCUAUACAUUGUUGCUCAGGAUAUCAAAGAAAUUACUGGAUUGGAAACGUGUGUCCAUCUGCAAGAUUUAUGGAUUUGUGAAAGUAAAGUUGCUGUAAUUUCAGGACUGAAUUGUUGUGUGGAUCUGCGUCGACUAUAUUUAUACAGCAACAAAAUUACAAAGAUUGAAGGACUUUUGGUAUUGGUUAAACUGGAACAACUCUGGAUAAACGACAAUGAAAUUACAGAGAUUGAAAAUCUGGGGCAUCUGAAAAGAUUGACCAAUUUGCAGCUUGGAAACAAUCGCAUAGUAAACAUUAGUUGCUCUCUCAAUGAAAACUGUGCACUUAAAGAAUUGAAUUUGUCUGGAAAUCGUAUUUGCUCAUUCCAGGAAAUUCUCCAUUUGACCCGUCUUCAACAUCUUACACACCUAUGCUUGAGCGAUCCAAACUACGCAGAUAAUCCAAUAUGCAUGCUGUGUAACUACCAAACACAUGUGGUAUACCAUUUUCCUAACCUAAAAUCGCUUGACACUCUUGAAAUCACUGAAGAGUCGCGCAGAAUUAUUAGCGCAACAGUGUUGAAAAAAAGAAUGUAUUAUAAUAUGCGAAUUCGGACAAUUCAAAGAAACACCAACUCGCUAAUCAAAAACCUUCAAGGUGUCUCCGCUGCAGAUCAAGAAAGGCUUGAAAAAGAUAUUGAACUAUUGAUGGCUCGAUCAAAAAAACUUCAAAAAAAGCGUGACGAGCUUGCUGCUGCAGCCAUGCUAAAGCUUCCACACGACUCGAAUAUGUCGACUAAACUUGAAGCGGCUAGACAGCAGAUUAAUGCAGCAAUUGAGAGUAAAACUCAAACGCAUAUAAAUUUACUGAUACACCGUAGUGAUAUUCACAGCCAAAUAAUGAAUCAGAGUGAUAUGGCAAUCAGAAAACUGCUGCUGGAACUUGAAACUGGUGGAAACGUUAGAUUUGAAGAUGAACAAAAGGAUGAUCCAUGGGUUAGUGAAUGUGAAAACUUGGUAAAGGUGUUUAUCAAGCGAGCCGUUUCUAAAAAUUCACCCCGAACCAUUCAAAUUCAUCGUAUUUCUCGUCUUCAUAAUCGGAACAUGAAACUUCAGUUUGAUGAUCGUUUAAUGAAAGCUGGAGAUACCGAUACCCCGCUACCACUUUGCUACCAUGGAAGGGAAUCUAGCUCUGACGAUGUUUUUUCAGUAGUUGAGCACGGUUGUGAGCUUAUUCCUGGCACAACUCGUCUGGCUGAAAGUGUUGUUCUUUCAAACGUCCUCGACUGUUACGAUGGUCAAACUAGCGAAAACAAUGAAAAUGAGCCACAAAUGAGCACAAUCGUAAAAAAAUCGCUACGCCAGGCAGUCAUUAUCCGUGGAUUACUUAAAAACUCUGCAAACGUAUCCAACACAAUAGAGUCCAUUAAACAAUGCAAGGUAAACGAGUAUCCAAAAAUGGACGCAGUAUACCAAAAGAUUUCAAAUCUUUUCAAAAAUAAGGACACUCCUACAAAAACGGGAGAUAUUCCAAAAGAGUACUGUGUAUUUUCGCGAAACGUUCUGUUGCCAGAGUAUUUUAUCGAGUAUUCAUUGGAAUCAGAUAUGGAUCAAUACACCACUCAAUUGGAGCGACUCCUUGUUGAUAUUGCUUACUCUAAUCGCAUGUCUCAUUCUGAUAUGCCGUCAAUUGCAGCUGAACUAAGAAAAAAGCUAACCGAUUUGAACGAGCCUUUAAAAGUGAUGGCAAACGACAUAUCAAUGUCAACCCUCGAAGCUCUUCAUCCAGAGAUUAUGAUGAUGGAUAAUACCAAGCAAAGCGAAACAGAAUUGAUGGACUCUAUUGUUUCCAAAUCCGGUAUUGCUUUGGAGCAUUUAAAUCUCUCUUCGCAGUGUGCAUUUAAACAAAAUGCGCUAUUGCAUCAAAAGCAACUGCGCUCACUAACAAUAUCACAUGGCAAUCUGAUGGCCAUUCCAAAAUUUCCUAGUCUACCGCUACUGGAGCGUCUUGAUUUAAGUUUUAAUGCUAUACACUCACUUGAAAAUGGAUUUGAAAUGUAUUCUGGGCUGAAAUUUCUUGACUUGGCCGGUAAUAACAUUUCCAAUCUUGAAUGCCUUAAAGCUCUUUUUUGCACACUCUGUAAUCUUGCUGUGCUAGACCUUCGAUUUAAUCCAGUAUGCAAACACAAAGGAUACAGAAAAUAUUGUUUGACUCUUUCUUCUACAUUACAAGUGCUGGACGCCAUACCGGUUGAAAAAGCUGAACGUCACAACGUCGAUUGGAAUACAUUGUUUGAAUCUAGAGCCUCUUCACAGCAACACUUGUUUCGUCCACUUAGCAUGCGAACACAAACUGGAUAUGGAUCAACCUCGAUUGAUUGCAAAUAUCUUUUAGCUUUGUCAAGAAAUUCGCAUACAGAUAUCCAAACAGACAUCAUUACGACUCUGCAGCUUGACUCGUGCAACUUGUUUAAUUUGGAUAUGCUUCCAGACGAAAUGCCUUCAUUGCGCUGGGCCUCGUUUAGAAAUAACAACCUUAAAGAUGUGUCCAAACUAUCCAAAUACCGCCGUUUGGAGGACAUUUCUCUUGAAAACAACGAGAUUCACAGUGUCGAUGCAUUGUCAAAGCUUGAGUAUUUGACCAAGUUUGACGCAAGCAACAAUUUGAUUGCUAGUGUAAACACGGCUGCAAAUUUCAAGUCAUUGAUGCUGUUUUCGCUGGAAAACAACCGUGUCAAAAGCUUAAAACCCUUUUCCAAAAUGGUUUCAUUAAUGGAGUUUUAUAUUGGAAACAAUCAAAUUUCGGACAUGUUUGGUAUUUUCCCUUUAAAAGAACUUCCUAGAUUGAUUAUUCUUGAUUUGACUGGAAACGCUGUAUGCAAUAUUUUAAACUAUCGUUUAUUUACGAUUUUCCAUUUAAUCCGCCUCAAAAUUCUAGAUGGGGCGGGCAUCACAGCAAAAGAACAAACACAUGCCAAAGAAAUAUACAUGGGAAAACUCACAAUCGAGCUUCUUGGCGAAAAAAUCGGUCAUUUUACUUUUAAAAAUAUAUCCGAAUUGGAUCUCCGUAAUUGCAAGAUUCGUGAAAUUGAUUGCCUUGCGAAUGGCGAUUUUCGUAACCUCCGUCGCCUUAAUUUUGACAACAACAUGCUUACCAACAUUGAUUGCUUUACUACGUUGGUUGGACUACGAUGCUUGAGUUUGAAUAAUAACCGGAUUGAGCGACUGCUGUCAAGUGAUACUGCUUCUCCUGUGCCAGCUAGUAGCAAUCUGGGCAGUAUAAGUAGCCUUUCUGGCAAUUCUUUAGGAGAACUAAAUAGUAGUGCGGCAGGAUGUAAUUUUGGAAACGGAUUGACGUUGCGAAGGGAUUCGACAAGUGAUUAUGGGAAAUCAAACCCUUUGCUGUCACAGCUUGAAGAACUGUAUUUAGGACACAACCAAAUCACAAGGAUUGCAGAUCUGGGAUUGCAUCGAAUGCCUCAACUAAGGACUCUUUAUUUACAAGGAAACAAGAUUGGCAAGAUUGAUGGGCUAGAGCACAUGACAAGUUUAACUGAAUUGGUACUUGACAAGAACCAAAUCAAAACGGCAGAUCCCCUUUCAUUUCUAUCCUUGAUAAACCUCAAAGAAUUGCAUAUCAAGGAAAAUCGACUUAGAUCGCUUAUGCAUUUCGAUUGUUUACCAAAUCUGCAAAUGCUGUUUCUAUCCAAUAAUAGAAUUCACGAAAUGUCAGAGAUUGAGAAAAUGAAACUUCCCAGUCUACUGGAAAUAUCUCUUGCAUCCAAUGCAGUUUCUCGUAAGCAGCUAUAUCGCAUUGCACUUGUGAUUCGAUUUCCUCAAAUUCUAGGAAUUGAUGGAAAGGAUGUUGCCGAUGAGGAACGACAGCGCGCGCAUGCAUAUUAUUUUGAGCAGUGUAUGGCUCGUGAAGACCCAAUAGCAAAGCUGGCCACCAGUAAUACGCACAAUCUGCAAAACUCCAUGUCAUCUCUCAUGACUAGCAAUUCAUCCAAGCAUCCAAUCAAGAUCACAUCUGUGGUGCUAGAUGGCAAGUAA
Molecule: messenger RNA, 4092 nt
Organism: Batrachochytrium dendrobatidis JAM81
Lineage: Eukaryota; Fungi; Chytridiomycota; Chytridiomycetes; Rhizophydiales
Exons: 14
Coding region: 1-4092 (1363 amino acids)
Molecular function (GO): protein binding
Source: RefSeq, a predicted model, not a curated record